AUGAAUUCUCUAGAAAGAAAAAUAAAGUUACUAAAUUAUAAAAAUAUUGAUAUUACAAAGGACGAUUUUUAUUUUAUGAUUUUAAAAAUAGAAGAAGAAAAAAUUCGUUUAUAUAAACCAAAGGAUAGAGAAAAAAUAAAUUAUACGAAAGAAAAAAAUUAUAUUGAGCAUAUAAUAAAAUAUUUAAAGAAACUAAAUAUAAAUACAAGUGAAAUAAAUAAAAAUAGUAUUAAUGAUAUAGAAGUUAGAACAUAUAUUUUAAAUAACUUAACUACAUUAGCACUGAUUGACGAUUACAAAGAUUUUAUAGGCUACGAAGAUGAAGAUAUAAGCAAUAAAAUAAUAGAUAAUAGUAGUUCUAUAGAUGAGUUUUCUAGUAAUAAUAAUGAAAAUACGAAGAAUGAAAUAAAGGAUGAUAUUUUAGUAAAUUUUUUUGAAUUAAAGAAUCUAAAUAGCAUAGAAAAUGAAGAAUAUACAAAUCAUGAUAAGAAAUUGAAUGUAUUAUAUGAAAAAAUUAAUGAAAUAUUUAAAAAAAGUGAUAUUCCUUUACUUGAUUCCAAUAAUAUGUGUAAUAUUAUAUCUGCCUUACAUCUGAUAAAAGAAAAAUUAAAAAAUAAAAAAAAAAUAGAUAAUAUUGAUUACCAAACCUUAUUUAGUUUAAAUAUUGAUGUAUCUAAUAAUGAUUUAAAAGAUUUUGUCUAUAUUUUAAGGUAUUUAUUUAAUAAUACACUUAAAAAAAGAAAAAUGUGUAUUAAAAAUAUUCUCAACGAAAUACAAAUAUUAACACAUAACCCAGUAAUAGAUAUAAAACAGGGAAAGGUCGGAAGAUAA
This is a messenger RNA of Plasmodium relictum, 831 nucleotides long. Its product is annotated as conserved Plasmodium protein, unknown function. The transcript has a single exon. The record is from RefSeq and is a predicted model, not a curated record. Lineage: Eukaryota; Apicomplexa; Aconoidasida; Haemosporida; Plasmodiidae. Bases 1 to 831 code for a protein of 276 amino acids.